UUUCUUCGAUCUUUUUUUUUUUUUGUGGUGAUGUGAAGUUGUGAACCCCCUCGAGGGUGGCCGAAAUAAACUAAAUUGAAAUUAUUUUUAAUUGAACUAAAAUUAUUUUACUAAAUUUUAUUUCAAAGUUGAAAAGAAUUAGCAAAUGAGUACUUUAAAUGUUUUAUUUUUGGCAUUUUUUCCAAAAAUAUUGGUACUUAUAGCUUCAACAAAUUAUUAGGUUUAAAUUGUCUAUGAUUAAGGAUUACUUUUUUUUUUUUUUUAAAUGCAUCACUUGAGAUUUUACACAAUUCAUUUGUUACCUUUGACUUAAUUUUUUUAACUACUACGGAGUAUAAAAUUUGAGUGUGAGGGAUAACUCACGUGGUUAGAGUUCCCCUCCCGAUUUCAGGUGAUACUACGGAGUAUAAAAUUUACAAACAUAUUAAGGUAAUAUAUUGUUGUAUUUAUUACAAUGUCUAAAUUCAUAAACAAUUAAUCUUGAAGAACAUAUUUUUUUUGAGCGAGCUUCAUAAUUAUGCGACACAUUCUUUAUUAACAACUUAACGCUAAAUCGCCGCUAAUAGGGAUUUUAGACCCCAACCAUAACAACAAGCUUCGAUCAUACACCAACCACACGAACCGCACUUCACUUCCUACAGUUCAACAAGUGGACAGCUACCGUAAACCACAACUUCACCACCAAAACACAAAAACGAACAACAAUUCUGAAAAAAAAAACUUGCACUGGUACUCAACAACCUUGUUUUUUCUGUCAUAUACUUUUGUUUUGCCUAAAAAUUUCUUCACCACAUUACAAACUCGAUCAAAUGUCGUCUGCAACUGCGAAUCCAUCGCUCUCUUCUCCUGCAGUUUCUCACUCCUCUUUCCCUUCCUAUUACUCUCUUUCUCGCCGCCAAUUUUCUCUCUCCUUUACACCAUCGUUUUCAUCGAAGAAUUUCAGUGGAGGUCUCAAAUUGGUCUCACUUUGUUGUCGAUCUCCUAAUUUUAAUUCCACUUCUACUGUUUCUGCCAUGUCCAAUUCUUCGCCUUCGCCUUUGUCCGCCAUUGAUUUUCUUACAUUGUGUCAUCGCCUUAAGACCACAAAAAGGAAGGGAUGGAUUAAUCAUCGGAUAAAGGGCCCUGAAUCCAUUGCUGAUCAUAUGUAUCGAAUGGCGUUGAUGGGUUUGAUUGCUGGGGACAUUCCGGGUGUGAACAGGGAGAGAUGUAUCAAGAUGGCAGUAGUUCAUGAUAUUGCUGAAGCUAUUGUUGGAGAUAUAACACCCUCUGAUGGCAUACCAAAAGAAGAAAAGAGCAGAAUGGAGCAGGAAGCAUUGAAUGAAAUGUGUGAAGUUCUUGGUGGUGGGAUGAGAGCUGACGAGAUCAAAGAACUCUGGACUGAGUAUGAAAAUAAUUCUUCUUUGGAAGCUAAUCUGGUGAAGGAUUUUGAUAAAGUCGAAAUGAUUCUUCAGGCGUUAGAGUAUGAAACUGAGCAUGGGAUGGUUCUUGACGAGUUCUUCUUGUCAACAGCUGGAAAGUUUCAGACUGAAUUAGGAAAAAGCUGGGCUGCUGAGGUUAUAUCUAGAAGGAAAUCCACCUUGGCUAGUAAAGGAAAAUAAGCAGCAAACUAACCGUAGUCUUGAUCUUUACUGAAGGAGCUGAUGGCUACUCAAAAACUGGAGUAGCUUCAUCGUGAUUGAUCAGUCCAGCGAAUUGAUGGUUUUACACCGUUGCUCGUAAUUUUGUAUGCUGAUUACAUAUAAGCAGGCAUUUGUGGUACUUUUUUAUGCAGAUUGAGGCGUAUAGGGGUUUAGCUCGUAGUUCACCCAGAUUCUAUAGUUUUUACUCCUAAGAUCAGAAAAUGUUUCCCGUGUUUCAUGCUCGCUUAACGAUUAGCAUAAUAAAUCGACGUUUUUGCACCAUGAUUAACAAUGA
This is a messenger RNA of Chenopodium quinoa (quinoa), 1914 nucleotides long. Its product is annotated as HD domain-containing protein 2 homolog. Gene Ontology annotation, molecular function: 5'-deoxynucleotidase activity. Lineage: Eukaryota; Viridiplantae; Streptophyta; Magnoliopsida; Caryophyllales; Amaranthaceae. Gene Ontology annotation, cellular component: cytoplasm. The transcript has 8 exons. The record is from RefSeq and is a predicted model, not a curated record. Bases 810 to 1598 code for a protein of 262 amino acids.